AUGGCUUCUCGGAUUGGAUUACGAAUGCAGCUGAUGCGAGAGCAAGCUCAUCAGGAAGAACAGAGAGAACGGAUGCAGAUACAACAUCAGCAACAUUUCAUGCAGAGGCAUCACCUUAUGCCUUCCAAUGCAUCCCCUGCAAUCAGCACACCCGACUCUUUUCAGGCACCACCACCUGUUCCUGUUGAGGUCCUACAGGUGCAAACACACCUUGAGAACCCAACAUCUUACCACCUGCAGCAGUCCCGAGACAAGAAGGUUCGCGAUUAUUUGUCGGAAACCUAUGGCAACAAAUUUGCUUCUCAUCUUAGUCCACUCAGGUUGUCUCCUAAACCCCCACCUGCUCCUCCAUCUCCUGCAAACCGUACUACUCGCCUUUCAUCAUCAGCAGGAAACAGUGCACCAAACAGUCCCAUGGCCAGAAUGAACUUGUGCUCCAAUCCAGAACGUGAAAUGGAUGAUGUACUUGACAGUAUAAUUAGCUUAGAUGAUAUGUAUGGAUGCACUGAACCAGCCCUCUCCAUGCCAAAUACGUUGCCAUUUUCCAGUAGCCAUUUGGGGCUCUAUAGUGAUAGUCCACGGCUUAGUGAUACCAUUGUAGGUAUCACCAGCAAUUCAUGCCCAGCCGACUUACCAAUAAAGAGGGAGCUAUCAGAUGCAGAAAAUCGUGCUCUUGUUCGUGAACGUCAGAAAAAGGAUACACAUAACAUGAUUGAACGAAGGAGAAGAUUCAACAUUAAUGAUCGCAUAAAGGAGCUGGGUACUUUAAUUCCAAAAACAAAUGACCUUGAAACACGUUGGAAUAAAGGGACAAUCUUGAGAGCUUCUGUGGAAUAUAUCAAACACAUGCAGAAAGAACAACAACGGAGCCGAGAUUUGGAGAUGCAUUCAAAGCAACUGGAACAAGCUAACAAGCAGCUUUGGCUUCGGAUCAAGGAGCUGGAACUGCAGGCACAGGUACAUGGUCUUGCUGCAACGUCCCCUCAUGGUUUGAACCCCACUGAUGCCGUCAAGCAAGAAUCAGAUCCUAUGACUGGUGUUCAACAGCAACUCACAGUUCCUCAGCAAACGACAUACCAGCACGCAGUGGACUUUUCUGCAGGCCUUGGAUACCAAAACAGUGCCUGCGCAGACACUUCUUUCCCUGCAAUAUCCAAGUCAGAGCUUGAUCUCAUGCUUCUGGAAGACACCAUGCUUAGCUCUGAUCCCAUGAUGACAUGUGAUCCACUUAUGUCUACCCUUUCCCCUGGAACCUCUAAGGCUAGCAGCAGAAGGAGCAGCUUCAGCAUUGAUGAAGUGGAUGGUCUGUGA
Messenger RNA from Staurois parvus, 1311 nucleotides. The record is from the annotation of a GenBank genome assembly. NCBI's taxonomy places the organism in Eukaryota, Metazoa, Chordata, Amphibia, Anura, Ranidae.